This is a messenger RNA of Magallana angulata, 1203 nucleotides long. RefSeq lists its product as uncharacterized. The record is from RefSeq and is a predicted model, not a curated record. Lineage: Eukaryota; Metazoa; Mollusca; Bivalvia; Ostreida; Ostreidae. Bases 1 to 1203 code for a protein of 400 amino acids. The transcript has 3 exons.
AUGACUUAUGCAGGAAGUACAGGAAAAAUAAAAAUUCUGAGCAUGUUACUGUGGGUCAGAAAAGUCAAACCUACUGCUGUCGUGUUAAACACCAUCAACCAAAGGUUGAACGUAGAAACGGCCAAGUAUUCCCUCAGACGGGUAGAUCUUAAGACUUUCACCAUUUCUAAUGGAACUCAAUCUAAAAUCAGCGAUCAUCUGUUUCAAGGGCAAAUGCCAAAACGAAUCGUUUUGGGGUUGGUAGCUAAUGACGCUUUCAAUGGUUCUAUUACCAAAAACCCGUUUAAUUUCAAAAAUGCAAAAGUCAAAAAGUUAGAAGUCAGCAUCAACGGAGGAACCAUCAGUACCCGUCCUUUUGAACCCGAUUUCCCUAACGAUCAGUAUCUCAGAUCCUACUUGAGUCUGUAUCAAGGUCUAGGAAAAUUCGGUGCGGAUUGGGCCCCAGGAGUCACUUUUGACGAGUAUAAAGACGGUUACAUCUUGUGGUGUAUAGAUUUCACCAAAGAUCAGGAAGCACAGCUAGACAAAUUUCAUCUGAUUGAGACAGGAAAUUUGAGAAUCGAAAUUCAAUUUGCAGAAAACACGACAGAAACUCUGAAUUGUUUAGUCUACGCUGAAUUUGAUAACUUGCUAGAAAUCAACAAACAAAGAGAAAGAGAGAAAAGAAGGAAGAGAGAGAAGAGGAGGAGAAAGAAAGAGAAAGAAGGAGAGAAAGAAGAAGAGAAAGACACGGAGGAGGAGGAGGAGGAGGAGGAGGAGGAGGAGGAGGAGGAGGAGAAUGGAGCUCAAAUUUUCGUGGUGAGUGAUGAACUGGAGAAAAUGGAGGAGGGAAAAGAUCGAUCAACCCUCGAAGAGGCCGCAUCAGAUUUUCAAGAGUGUGUAGAAUCUAAUAUUCCAGAAGACGAGAAUGAUGAUUGGGUCGAGUACCAAGCUAUGGCAGAAGAAAUCGACACGGAUAAAAUGGUAGAGAAAAUGAAUCAAAAGGAGCUAGAGGAAAUCGAAGGAGCCAGAGCAGAAAAAAUUGGGGGGAACCUAAAGAAAAAGAGAAGAGGAAAAAGAAGAAGAAAGAAGCAGAAAAAAAAACUAAGAGAUGCCAAAAGAGAAUUACUGUGUCAGUCCUAUCUAAAAAUGAAAAUGAUUGCAGACAGCAACAACGAACUCCUGAAACUGCUUCAAGUGUGCAAAGUGAUGGAAAAAAUAUAA